This is a messenger RNA of Quercus robur (English oak), 2476 nucleotides long. RefSeq lists its product as uncharacterized. Bases 1 to 2328 code for a protein of 775 amino acids. Lineage: Eukaryota; Viridiplantae; Streptophyta; Magnoliopsida; Fagales; Fagaceae. The transcript has a single exon. The record is from RefSeq and is a predicted model, not a curated record. Gene Ontology annotation, molecular function: protein dimerization activity.
AUGGAGAAUCCUGAUCAUAAUAAUGAGUCCGGAUCAAAUCCUAAACGAACUCGUAUCGAAGUGGAUGUUGCAAAUCUUCCCAUGGAUCCUGGUUUAAGAAUAAAAAUUUCUAACUAUCAUCCUAAUGAAAGAGAUCAAAUUAGAAGGCAUUAUCUACAAAAUAAAGCUUGUCAACCAGUUAACCAUGAUUUUCCACAAAGUCAAUUUGGCAAAACAAAGCGUCGAUUUAAUCCAGUGUGGUUCAAAGAAUUUGAAGGUUGGUUGGAAUAUAGCAUUACCAAAGAUGCUGCAUAUUGUCUAUAUUGUUAUCUAUUUCGACCUAAUACUGGUGAUCAAGGAGGGGGAGACUCAUUUGUUACUGAAGGAUUCAGAAAUUGGAAAAAAAAGGAGAAAUUACAGAAUCACGUUGGGGAUCACAACAGUGCACAUAAUAUAGCUCAAAGAAAAUGUGAAGCUUUGUUAAACCAGAGACAAAGUAUUCAAACAGUUAUAAACAAGCAAUCAGAUGUUGAGAAAAGGGAAUAUCGGACUCGUUUGAAUGCAUCAGUGGAUUGUAUUUGUUUUCUACAACGACAAGGAUUAGCAUUUCAUGGCCAUGAUGAAUCUAAAGACUCCAAUAAUCAAGGAAAUUUUCUUGAAUUAUUACGGUUUCUUGCAAAUCACAAUGAAGAGAUUGAUAAGGCAGUUCUUGAAAACGCUCCUGAAAAUCAUCAAAUGACCUCUCCUGAUAUCCAAAAAGAAAUAGCAAAUGCUGCAGCUGUUGAGACAAUAAAUGCUAUUAUUAAAGAUAUUGGAGACUCAUUAUUUGCUAUUAUAGUUGAUGAAUCACGUGAUAUGUCUACUAAAGAACAAAUGGCAAUUGCUUUGCGCUAUGUGGACAAAUUGGGACAUGUGAAUGAGCGCUUUUUAGGCAUUACACAUGUUAAUAAUACAUCAGCAGUGACACUAAAGAGUGCAAUUGAGGAAGUAUUUAAUAAACAUAGCUUAAGCAUUAGUAGAUUGCGGGGACAAGGCUAUGACGGGGCAAGCAACAUGCAAGGUGAGUUAAAUGGACUAAAAACUCUUAUUUUGAAAGAUAAUCCUUCUGCCUAUUAUGUCCAUUGCUUUGCACAUCAGCUUCAACUAACAUUAGUUGCAGUAGCAAAAAAUCACAUCCAAAUUGCAACCUUUUUUAACUUGGUUGCAAAGGUAUUCAAUAUUGUUGGAGCAUCAUGUAAACGUCGUGAUAUUCUUCGCGAAAAACGUAAUGCUGAAGUUAUAGAAGCACUAAAAAAUAAUGAAAUUUCAACUGGUCGUGGCUUGAAUCAAGAAAUGAGUCUAAAAAGACCUGGAGAUACACGUUGGAGUUCUCAUUAUGGUGCACUUGUAAAUCUUAUUCACAUGUUUUCUUCUGUAAUUGAUGUGAUUGAAACUAUUAUAGAAGAUGGUUUAGAUUCUGAUCAGAGAGCAGAAGCAAAUAUCUUAAUUGGUUUACUCCAGACAUUUGAAUUCGUGUUUGAUUUACAUUUGAUGAAAGGUGUGCUUGGCAUAAGUAAUGAGUUGUCACAGGCAUUACAACGAAAAGAUCAAGAUAUUGUGAAUGCUAUGAAGUUGGUUGACAUUUCAAAGCAACGUUUACAAGCCAUGAGAGAUGAUGGGUGGAACACUUUGCUAGAGGAGGUUUCUACAUUUUGUGCAAAAAAUAAUAUUGAUGUUCCUGAUAUGGAUGAUUUAUAUCAACCUCGGCCACGACGAAAAGCUCAAAACAUGAAAAAUUCACAUCAUUAUCAAGUGGAGCUUUUUUAUACUGUUAUAGAUAUGCAACUUCAGGAACUUAAUAGUCGUUUUGAAAAUUCUGAAUUAUUACUUUGUGUUGCGUGUUUAAACCCAGAUAACUUAUUUUCAGCAUUCAACAAGGAGAAAUUGAUUCAGCUUGCUCAAUUUUAUCCAAGUGAUUUUUCAACAGUUCAAGUUUCUUUCUUGGAUAACCAACUUGAGACAUACAUCCAUGACAUGCGGUCCACUGAAGAGUUUUCAGCACUUAAAGGAAUUGGACAGCUUGCUGAAAAGAUGGUAGAAAUGAAAAAGAAUGUUUCAUAUCCAUUGGUUUACUCAUUAGUGACUUUGGCAUUGAUCUUACCAGUUGCAACAGCUACUGUUGAAAGAGCUUUUUCAGCAAUGAACAUAAUUAAAAAUCGAUUACGCAAUCGAAUAGGAGAUCAGUGGAUGAAUGAUUGCUUAGUCACAUAUAUUGAGAAAGAUAUAUUCAAAACUAUUGAAUGUGAAGAAAUCAUGCAGCGGUUUCAAAAUAUGAAAAAUCGUCGAGGGCAAUUGAGUAAAAUAAGCUAGGUGUGAAAAAAUAAAUUAAAGUUUACAUUUUAUGUUAGAUUCUGUAUGACAAUUACAUUAUCAUAUAGUUGUUUAUUUAUUUUGUUAUUAAUAUUGAUUAAUUUUUUACUUCCAAUCUUGUCUUUUAAUCUUGCCCCCCCUGAUCUAA